AUGUGUGCACAAGAUACUUUCACAACAUACUUUCAUAAUUCAGGGUUCUUCGAGGAGGGUGAGCUUCCGCCAGGUCCGGUAUUCUCUGGGGCUGACAACAUGGACUGCUUCAUGCAGCAGGUGUGCGACGCCCUUCGUGAUGGCUCCCUGGGCAUUGAUCUGAACAUCGAUCUUGGGCAGGCAGAUGGUGUUGAUCCCACCGGUUCAUUUUCAGAUAUACCUACAUCCGGUGCUGCAGGUGUUGCGACAGAAGGGCCAGACGGGGAUGGGGCCUCCCCUAUUGCAGAUUUCGAAGAGCAGGGAUAUGUUCCUGCACCGGUCUUCCCGAGACCUGACUCUGGACUGUUAGCCGAUAUGUUAGCUGAACAAGCUCCCACCGGGACUGUGAGACCACUCUUUGAGAGUGAUUCAUCCACAGGCGCUGUACCUGAUUCUGCUAUAGCUUCGGGUGUUUUCCCGCCUUCGCCUAAUACGACUGACUUGCCCACGAGGGUUGAUAUACCUUCCAUGAGCAUUCCUGUCGUUACUUCGGAGCCUGUCGAACCCCAACCCGAGGGGAUUUCCGCCGGUAUAGGUUCUCGACCGUCUCUAUAUGAGCAGGUCCAUGCUCUCUUGGCCGAUACCAAUCCAGAUGGGGAUGUCUUCCGCACUGACCUCGGCUUCUUUACUGCCUUUUAUAACGGCGUGAUUGAUAAGCUUCUGCACAGAGGGUCUUCUUUUGAUCAGUUCAGGCGUUCCUUCUCCCGUCACAUGAUGAUGAUGAGGGAAGAGGGAUAUCCGGAUUUGGCCGAUUCCUUUACAGCUGAUUUCGCUGCCCUGGAGUCAGAGAUUCGAGAGCUGAGGGAGUUGAAGGCUGGUGGAGCUCCCUCUUUUGCAUCUUCUCAGGUGGAGGAUAGGUUGACGCAGUGGCAUGAACGAAGUAGAGUGAAGAAACAGACCUUUGUCUUUGCGGGGGGAGCCAGGCGGCGGGGUAUCGCUGGCCGGAGAUUGAGUAAGGUCGUCGAGGUCCCCGCCGACCUUGAAGGUGAGCUCGGCGUGGAGGUUCCGGAGGUUGGUUCUUUUGAUUUCUUAGUUAUAGCAUUUGAAACUGCAGAAUUCACAAUAAGGAACAAAGUAGCGAUCACCAUGGAUUUGCUCAGCACUCAAAAUGAAAUUAUGCGAAUGAGAGAUGAACAAGGGAUUUACUAA
Molecule: messenger RNA, 1188 nt
Organism: Asparagus officinalis (garden asparagus)
Lineage: Eukaryota; Viridiplantae; Streptophyta; Magnoliopsida; Asparagales; Asparagaceae
Exons: 5
Coding region: 1-1188 (395 amino acids)
Source: RefSeq, a predicted model, not a curated record